Molecule: messenger RNA, 1233 nt
Organism: Osmia lignaria (orchard mason bee)
Lineage: Eukaryota; Metazoa; Arthropoda; Insecta; Hymenoptera; Megachilidae
Gene: cathD
Product: cathepsin D
Biological process (GO): proteolysis; cell death
Cellular component (GO): lysosome
Molecular function (GO): aspartic-type endopeptidase activity
Source: RefSeq, a predicted model, not a curated record
AUGUAUCGCACCAUCGCAUUUUUCUGCGUUUUAUUAGUCGCAGCAAAUGCGGAACUUCAGAGGAUUAAUUUGUAUAAAAUGGAUAGUGUAAGGAAACAAUUAAAGGAAUAUGGUACAGACCUAACCCAGGUACAUGUAUUCCAAGGAAAUGUUCCACCACUAGAGCCUCUUUCUAAUUACCUUGAUGCUCAAUAUUAUGGUAUCAUCAACAUUGGAACUCCGCCUCAAGAAUUCAGAGUAAUCUUUGAUACAGGCUCCUCCAAUCUGUGGGUUCCCUCUAAAAAAUGCCAUUUGACUAAUAUUGCCUGCAAACUACAUCAUAAGUAUGAUAGUACCAAAUCGUACACUUAUAAGGAAAACGGUACUGAAUUUUCUAUUGUGUAUGGUUCUGGAAGUCUCUCGGGCUAUCUCUCUACCGACAUGGUAGACGUUGCUGGAACGAAAAUUAGUGAUCAAACGUUUGCCGAAGCGUUAAGCGAACCCGGCUUGGCAUUCGUUGCUGCCAAAUUUGAUGGUAUUAUGGGAAUGGCAUACUCUAGAAUAGCUGUUGAUGGUGUAAUGCCUGUCUUCUACAACAUGGUUAAACAAGGAUUAGUACCCCAACCUGUUUUCAGUUUCUAUUUGAAUAGAGAUCCUGAUGCGAAAUCUGGUGGAGAAAUGAUACUUGGUGGUUCAGAUCCUAAUCAUUAUGUUGGUCCAUUCACCUAUGUUCCUGUAGACAAGAAGGGUUACUGGCAAUUUAGCAUGGACAGAAUUGAAAUAGGCUCAAAUUAUAAGGUCUGCGAGAAUGGAUGCGAAGCUAUCGCUGACACAGGCACCUCUUUGAUCGGUGGACCCGUUAAAGAAAUUGAACUGAUUAACAAGAAAAUUGGAGCUACUCCUCUUGUUGCUGGAGAAGCAUUGGUGGACUGUAAUUCCAUUCCUAACUUGCCUACAAUUACAUUCGUAAUCGGUGGCCAUUCUUUCCCUCUCAGAGGCGAAGACUAUGUUUUUAAGGUUAAACAGUUUGGAAAAACUGUUUGCUUGAGUGGAUUUAUGGGAAUAGACAUUCCUCCACCAAAUGGCCCACUAUGGAUCUUGGGAGAUGUAUUCAUUGGCCGCUACUACACCGAAUUCGAUAUGGGAAACAACCGCGUUGGAUUUGCCGAAGCUAAAUAGAUCAUCAAAUAAAAUAAGCUUUUAAAUACAUAUACUUUUUUUUUUAUAUCUUAAUAAAGCGGUUAGUUAACUUAA